GGUUUGUUUACGUCGAGUCAUCUGGUCGAGCUGUCACCGUGCCUUUCCCGAGCAUAAAUAGAGCGAUUUAUCUAUAUUUUACGGUAUUUUACGGGCUUUUUUAUAACUUCGAGGAAACGGUUGCCAAAAUGUCAGGUGAUAUAAGCCUUGGGUGCUCUGCCCUGACAAAGAUGUUACUCCACGCUGCCCGUUACCCACAUUCUGCCGUCAGUGGAGUGGUACUUGCACAGGGAAAGGGAGGAGAUUCCAGCAACAUGGUCUUGGUCGAUGCUGUUCCUCUGUUCCACCUUCAGCUUGGUCUUGCUCCCAUGCUUGAAGUUGCUCUAACUAGGAUCGAGCAGCAUUACAGAUCGAAAGGACUGGUGAUUGCGGGCUACUACCAGGCCAACGAGCACAUUAGGGACAACGUGCCUGAUUUUGUAGCCCUGAAGGUAGCAGAGAAGAUAGCUGAGAAUAAUAACGAUGCCUGUCUAAUAAUGAUUGACAACAAGAAACUGUGCCUGAACCUUCAAACUGCUCCCAUCAUUGUCUCACAGUUAACAUCAGAUGGAAAGUGGAAAAGUAAAGAUAAACCUAGCAUUCACAUAGAGGCUGGGGCUUUGGAUGUCAUAUCUCAGUUGCUUCAGCGGAAGGUCCAACACGACGUCAAUGAUUUCGAUAACCACCUGGACGACCUGACCUGCGACUGGGACAACCCUCAGAUUAAUAAGCUUUUAGAUACCCUUACGGCGGCUGCGCAGGACAAGUGCUAAUGGAAUAGUUAUCUCUUUUUCAAGAUCAAAGUCAUGAACUCUGACGCAUCUUGUGCAUGUGCGUGUAUGUUGUCUUAAAGAGUCCUGGAAUGAUUUAGUAGCAAGAGUUAGUAGGGAUGAAAUUUUCUUUUUUUCGUUGAGGUCAUUCCAUCAUUAAUGAGUCGUAUACCAUUUUGUUCUGUUUUAGUCAGCACUCCCCUCCCUCCCAUUAAGUAGUAGUGACUUUGGGUAAUAGUAUUUUGUAACACUUGUGUCAUUUUCAUUGAAUAGUAGUCAUAGAUUUUUUUUAUGAAAAUGAAAAAGAAGUAAUGCUACAGUAGUAAAUCAUUGCCAGACACUGCUGUUGGAAAAAAAUGUAAUUAUGCUAAAGAACCCUUUGUAUACAGAAAUACUUACACUUACAUUUCAUUUUAGAUGUAUAGUUGUAAAUAUAUUGUUCCAUGCAUUUCAUAUAAUACUAUCUAGGGCUUAUGAAAUUUUACAGUAAUGACUUUUAAUGGAACUGUAUAUUUAUUAUAAUAGAUUGAAAAAAAAUACAUGAAUCUAAAGAUGAAAAAUUA
Molecule: messenger RNA, 1312 nt
Organism: Penaeus indicus
Lineage: Eukaryota; Metazoa; Arthropoda; Malacostraca; Decapoda; Penaeidae
Gene: EMC8-9
Product: ER membrane protein complex subunit 8-like
Exons: 6
Coding region: 129-752 (207 amino acids)
Cellular component (GO): EMC complex
Source: RefSeq, a predicted model, not a curated record